Messenger RNA from Geodia barretti, 246 nucleotides. The record is from the annotation of a GenBank genome assembly. NCBI's taxonomy places the organism in Eukaryota, Metazoa, Porifera, Demospongiae, Tetractinellida, Geodiidae.
AUGGUGGAAACCCUGGAGGCCGGUGGCCUUCCGCUGGACCAGGCGGCCCAGAUGUUCGAGCAGGGUAUGGCCCUGGUGCGGCGUUGCAGCCAGCUCCUGGAAGAGACUGAACUUCGGAUCGCCGAGAUUCGGGAGAAUGCCGGGGCAACACCCGCGCCGUCCGCUGGCUUGUCCUGGGGAGACCUGGAGAUGCCGCCCCUUGAUGAAGACUGGGAACCCGAAGAGGACCUUCCCAAUGAUGACUAA